AUGAGUUUUGAGGAGCAAGAAGAAGAAAUGGAGAUGUCAGGUGUUAACCCACCCGGCGGUUACGAGUCUCUGAGCGGGGAGGGAGCCACAUCUAGCGGUGGCGGCGGAGGAGGAAGGAGAAAAGGCGUUGGAGGGAAGAUUAGGUAUAGAGAGUGCUUAAAGAACCAUGCCGUUAACAUCGGUGGCCACGCCGUGGACGGCUGCUGCGAGUUCAUGCCUUCCGGUGAAGAUGGUUCGCUUGACGCUCUCAAGUGUGCCGCUUGUGGCUGCCACCGCAACUUCCACCGCAAGGAAACCGAGAUCAGCGGCGGUAGGGCCCACAGAGUUCCGACAACGUACUACAACCGCCCACCGCAGCUGCCCCCUCCAGGAUACCUUCAUCUAACAUCUCCGGCGGCGACAGGGCAGCCUUACAGGCCACCAGCGGCAUCAGGGGACGAGGAAGAUACGUCGAAUCCGAGCAGCAGCGGGGGAAACACGGCUAAGAGGUUUAGAACGAAAUUCACGGCGGAGCAGAAGGAGAAGAUGUUAGCCUUCGCGGAGAGGUUGGGGUGGCGGAUUCAGAAGCACGAUGACGCGGCGGUUGAGCAGUUCUGUGCGGAGACUGGUGUUCGGAGACAAGUGCUUAAAAUCUGGAUGCAUAACAACAAGAACUCUCUUGGUAAGAAACCCUAA
This is a messenger RNA of Microthlaspi erraticum, 675 nucleotides long. NCBI's taxonomy places the organism in Eukaryota, Viridiplantae, Streptophyta, Magnoliopsida, Brassicales, Brassicaceae. The record is from the annotation of a GenBank genome assembly.